GCCACCUUUCUGCGCAUGUGCAUGGCUAAGAUGAAUUAAAGUAGGUAUAAACAUGGCAAACGUAUUUUACCAACACUUGUGAAGCAUAAAAAGCUUUAGUAGGUUGUCAAUACGCAUAGCACAACUAGCAGGACGUGAGAAAGGUCCGAUUAUUAUACAAGUUCCAGCAGUGCAGAGUGAAGGAGAAAAAGUUAAUCAUUAUCAAGUUGUUCAAAGUAUUUGCCAAUAAUUGUCAGCAUUGUUUUAAACGUAAAACGAAGUGAACGUAUCUCCAUAUCAUUAAGGGAACAUACGAGUGAUCUGCGCGUAAAAAAUCAAAUCCUUCAUUGAUUACAUAUGGUGGGAUAACAAUGAAGAAAGCUUGCCAACAAAAUACGUCAUUCUAGCGCCCACACAGCAGGGUACAGUUUCAGUGGCCGUCGCAGGAUUCCGAAUGAAAUGACUGCAGGAAAUUGAAUAACUUCAUACAAGCUUUAAGCGAACGUUUGCUAGAGAGUUCGAUUUGUUACUGGUUUGAGGAGAACAUUUAAGAAACAUUGAAUCAUGUCCUCCAUAGACAUACGAAUCGACGAGCCUCUUUCAAUGGUGGACCAGGUUGACCAGGCAUGCGUUGGAAAGGGUGCGGAAGAGCAAGAGUGUGGCAAUUGUGGUGACGAUGGCAACGUGGAAAUAGACAUGAAAUUUGGGUUGUUCGUUGAAAAUGAACGCUCAGUACCGCGGAAUGUAUCGGAAGAUGAGUUCGAUUUCGAUUCUGCCUUCAGUUCUGAGUCUAACCAAGGACUCACGGAUGAAAGUACUAUCGACCAUCACGACGAACGAUCCAUGCCGGAUGGAGCAGUAGAGCGUGAACGGCUUAGAUCACUAGAGGACGAGCAUGAGGUCUUAUCUUCGAACCUGAUUGCACUGACAUCACAUUUCGCACAGGUACAGCUGCGACUAAGGCAGAUCGUAGAAGCGCCGCCCCAGGAACGGGACAUGCUGUUGAAAAAUCUCGAAGAGUUUGCGUUUCUGGGCAUACCGGAAAUACAGCAAAACCCGGUUAAGCAAAACAUUCCAGAAAUCGUGGCCAAUCUCGACCGUAGUCCUGAGUCGGUGGAAAAUCUUCGUGAAAAGCAGCAGGAACUGAUUGAGCAGCUGAAAUCGCAGCUAAUGGACCUUGAGCGGUAUGCGUACGAGUCUGGGGCAGGUAUUCUUCCGCAAUCGAUCCUCCUAGAAAAGCAGAAAGUCAUCAUUGAGGAGAUAAAGAAAAAGAUCAACCUAAACUUGAACGAGCUUGACCUGCCGCAGCUCACCUCGGAGGACCUUCGCCAGCAGGUGGACAGUGCGCUGGACGAGCUGGUAAAUCCGCUGAAAAUGAAAGAACAGCUGGUGACGCAGCUAAAGACGCAAAUACAAGAUCUGGAACGAUUUAUCGGUUUCCUGCAGACGAACGAAAAAGCGGAAAUUAAAAAACGUUUCCUUGAGCAACAGCAGCAGCAGCAGCAAAGGCAACAGUGUACAGAGUUCUCUAAAGAACACGGCGGACGAUCGCAACACGUGACAGAUCAUCAAACUCUUUCAAAGCCCGUAACAUCCGGUCACUGUUCGACGAACCAUGCUAGCAAUACUAACCAAGCAGCAACCAAACGGGAAUCGUUCAAUAGCAAAGCUUUUGGUCUGAUGGAUAAGGCCGGAACUUUGCUGCAAAUGUUUGCCCUGUCCCAGUUUAACUGUGGAAGUGAGCAUCGGAGCAGUGAAGCAAAUUAUCAGUCAAAAAUGAUGGCUCGCACACGGCAAAACUGUUGGGGUGAUAUUCGAGCAAGACUGGAAUACGACGUGCAGGAGAUAGCAUCAUUGGUGCUAACGUUACAAAGCGAAAUAGCACCGAAGGAAGCGGACCAUAACGAGGAAGACGAGGAUGAUCCUAGUCGUCCCCGUCGGGGCAAUAGGAAGAACUACGAGUUAACGCUGCUGGUUCGUAAACGUUUGGCAAAAACUAUUCAACGUUUGAUGCAGCAUGGUUUGCGAAGCAUCUCCGAAAGCGCAAGCCGCAGCCUGGUUCCAUUCAUAUCGGGAUGCUUUUCAUCCACGGGAAGCAGUAACGGUGGAACCAAUCAUUCCAGCAUGAGCGCAAGAUCAAACGAUGGUUUUUAUCGAGCGGACGUAAGACGAAAGAGUACCGGAGCGACCACUACUGCACCGAAGAAACAGACAACGCAAGCGGAAGAGAUGUCGAACGCGAACGUGGAAAACAAUCUGUUUUCCCAGCUGGAUGACGACGAAGAUGAUGAGAUGGAGCCGCAGUUCGAUAGCAAUAGUGUGGACGAAAUGCAUGCUUGGGAGUUACUGCUGGUGUACUAUAACAUCAAAAAUGGUGACCGUUACAACUCGACACCGGCUAGAAAACUGUCCGAAAGUUUCAACUUGGACAUUGUGGAUGGUAGACCGCUGUCGAACAAACAGAGUCUGCUUAGUGCUAUUGGGUCGAUUGUUGCAUUGCAUAGUCCCUACAAAAGGAGCUACGAUUCGCAGUUUAAGGCAUUCAUAUGUGCUGGACUGAACGCCCAGAAGUUAACGCAAUGGCUAUACCUUAUUUUCCAGUGUAAGGAACUGGUCAGCUCGCAUUACUCCAGCUGGAGCUAUGUGGCCAACACAGGCUUUCGUGAUGCUCUCAAAACUUUGGAUCGCUUAACGCAGUAUCGUUUCGAUCUUCCAGUCGAUUUAUCGAUUCGUCAGUUUAAAAACAUUAAAGACGUUUUUAUCAUCGGAAGCAGCAUGAGUGAAAAGAAGAAGGCUCUUUUUAUUUGUCUCGGCAACAUCUGCCGGUCACCAAUCGCGGAAGCGGUGUUCCUCAAAACGAUAAACGAUGCUGGCGUUGCAGAUCAGUGGGAAGUCGAUAGUGCCGCUAUAGGAUCAUGGCACGUAGGUCGAAGUCCUGACCAUCGGGCUCUGGCAACAAUGAAAAAGCACGAUUUGCCGUACAACAAUACAGCGAGACAAAUUAAGAAAGCUGAUUUUGAACAUUAUGACUACAUUUUCGGCAUGGAUGGAGAGAACAUCGCCGACUUAAACGAACGUGCACCUAAUGGAGGUGGUAAAGCGAAAAUAUUGCUGCUUGGUGACUUCGAUAAGCAACAGCCUGGCGCAAUCAUACGCGAUCCUUACUAUGAUAAAGGCUCGGAAGGAUUUGAGCAAUGCUACGUGCAGUGUGUACGUUGUUGCGAUGGCUUUCUGGCAAAGGUUCAAAAAGGGAUAUUCCGUGGUGCUCGAACAUCCGUAGUCUGGUGUGAAGCUCUUCUUCCGUAUCACGAUCGCCGUUGUCGUCGUCGUCGUCGUAGGUUUCCGUCGCCAAAAAAUCAUUGCUUUCCGGAAUCCCAGAGCUGUGGAAAAGGUGCCAACAUGAGUGUGGAUGCGGCCAUCCCUCCACCAGCGGAUUCCUCCAAGGUGAUGAAUGGAAUGAUCGACCGGCCAAACGGAGUGAGCAACGGUCAUUCGGGUAGUGGAGGUGAAAACGGCGAUCGUCAUAAAAGUCACAAAAGCUCGAGCAAGGAUAAGCAUCGAGAUAAAGAUCGAGACAAGAACCGCGAGAAGGACAAGCAUCGCGAUAAGGAUCGCGAUCGAGAUAAAGACAGGAACCGCGAUAAGCACAAGAGCAGUAGCCACUCGUCAUCCUCGAAGAGCGGAACCAGUUCAUCAAAGGAUAAAGAGCGAUCAGAUAAAGAGAAAAGCAGCUCUCACAGUAGCAGCAGCAAAGAUAAGGAAAAGAGCCACCAUAGCAGCUCUUCGUCGCACAAAAGCUCCAGAAGUGAUAAGGACCGUUCGAAGGAUAAAGAACGGGACAAAGACAAGCAUCGCUCUCGAGAGGAUGGCAAGGAUCGGAGCGAUCGUGAGAGGAAGGACAAGGAACGCGACAAAAGCAGUCGCAGCGAUAAGGACAAGGACAAGGACAAGCACAAAUCAUCUUCUUCUUCUACGUCGAACAGCAAGGACAAGGAGCGAGAUAAAAAUAAGAGCAGCUCCAGCAGCUCCAAUCGGGACAAAGAUAAAGAAAAGAACAAACAUUCCAGCUCGAAGAGGGAUAAGGACAAGCACUCUUCGUCGUCGUCCUCCUCCAAGCACAAGGAUCGUCGUCGGGAAGAGAAAGAUCGCGAAGAUGGUUCGACCGAGGUGAAGGUCAAGGAGGAACCGGAUUCGGGUCCGAGGACGUUCUUAAACGGCGAAGGUCAUAUGCUGCAGCAAAAUGACACAAUGCUGAACAAUCGUGGAGGUGCGACGGGUAAGGAUCCGAUGGAUGUUUCGCAGGCCAGCUCGUGCGAUUACUCGAUGUCACAGUUCCGUGCUGAUGAAACUCCUUUUCCAUUGAAAGCCGAUACUACGGAAUAUAACAAUGCUUCCAAUGAGGAUGGCUAUUAUGAAGAGCAUGAAGAAGAUGAAGGAGAUGAAGAAAGUCGUUACAAUGAUUUUAACAACGAGAACGGUCACCACCAACAACCGCAGCAGCAGCAGCAGCAACAAAUGCAUCAGCAGCAUCUGUACCAGCAGCAACAGCAGCAGCAGCAGCAGCAGCAAGGAUAUUUUGGUGGAAUGCAACAGCAACAUGAACAGUAUCAGGCGAACGUGGCCGCGAUCAAACACGAACAGCCCGAUAUCAAGCAAGAGCGACAGGAGGAAUCCGAAGAUGAUAUUCCUCUGUCCAAGCGAAAGAAAAAGGAUGUGGACGAAGGGUAUGAGGACGGUGGAAAAAAGAAAAAACUGAAGACGGAGAAAAAGGACAAAAAGAAAAACAAAAAACGCGCAUAUGACUCCGAUGGCGAUGCGAAUGACGACGAUGAUGAGGAUACCGAUAGCAAGAAGAAAAUUAAGAAGACGAAGAUCAAGAAGGAGCCACCAACGACACAGAGUGCAAAAAAGAACAUCAAGCCAGCCGCCAGGACUGGGGCAACAGCCCAAUCAAGUCCGACGAAGGGUGGAAGGGUAAAGAAGGAAGAGGACGAGCAGGAAGUGUGGAAAUGGUGGGAAGAGGAAAAGCGUGACGAUGGAGUGAAAUGGAAGUAUUUGGAACACAAAGGGCCCGUAUUUGCACCAGCGUACGAACCGUUACCCUCGAACGUGAAGUUCGAGUACGAUGGUAAAGAAAUGAGGCUUUCUCAGGAUGCAGAAGAGGUAGCAGGAUUUUACGCACGUAUGCUGGAUCACGACUACACUUCCAAGGCAGCAUUCAACGAUAACUUUUUCAAAGAUUGGCGCAAAACGAUGACACAUCAUGAGCGAGAACGGAUCACUGAUUUGCGAAAGUGCAACUUCCGUCCUAUGGCUGUCUACUUUGCCGAAAUAGCCGAGAAAAAUCGAAAUCGCACGAAGGAAGAAAAGGCUGCGUUGAAGGCAGCGAAUGAGCAGCUGACUAAAGAGUAUGGCAUUUGUCUGAUUGACGGGCACAAGGAAAAGAUAGGCAAUUUUAAAAUUGAACCUCCAGGCCUGUUCCGUGGCCGUGGAGAACAUCCGAAGAUGGGGUUGGUGAAGAGACGUGUCAUGCCCGAGGAUGUCAUCAUCAACUGUGGAAAGGAUAGUAAAAUACCGUCCCCACCGCCAGGCCACCGAUGGAAGGAAGUACGCCAUGACAAUGCCGUCUCAUGGUUGGCCUCAUGGACCGAGAACGUACAGGGACAAGUGAAGUAUAUUAUGUUAAAUCCAAGCUCGAAGCUGAAGGGCGAAAAGGAUUGGCAAAAGUACGAAACGGCUCGUCGUUUGCUGAAGCACAUCGAUCGCAUUCGGGAAACAUACCGCGAAGAGUGGAAGAGCAAGGAAAUGCGUAUCAGACAGCGUGCCGUAGCUAUGUACUUCAUCGAUAAGCUUGCGCUGAGAGCGGGCAAUGAGAAGGAUGACGAUCAGGCGGAUACGGUCGGUUGCUGUUCCCUACGUUACGAACAUAUUGAGCUACACAAGGAGCUUAACGGCAAGGAGAAUGUGGUUGUGUUCGACUUUCUCGGUAAAGAUUCCAUCCGGUACUACAACGAGGUGGAGGUAGAGAAGCGUGUAUUCAAGAAUUUGGAGCUGUUCAAGGAGAACAAAAAGCCUGGCGACGACCUUUUCGACCGAUUAAACACGUCCGUAGUAAACGAAUAUCUAAAGGGAUUGAUGGAUGGGCUUACUGCGAAGGUGUUCCGUACGUUUAACGCAUCUUACACGCUGCAGAAACAAUUGGAAGAACUAACGGAUCCUAAUGCUUCGGUUCCGGAGAAGCUGCUCGCUUACAAUCGUGCUAAUCGUGCCGUGGCUAUUUUGUGUAACCAUCAACGGGCUGUCCCAAAAACACACGAAAAAAGCAUGGGCAACCUGAAGGAAAAGAUUCGCUUGAAGCGCGAACAGGUUGACCAGUGUCAAAAGGAAUUGAAGGAUCUCAAAAAGAGUAACGUACGUGAUCCAAGUGCUUUCGAAAAGAAAAAUAAGCAACUGGAAAGACUUAAAGAGCAACUGAAAAAGCUGGAGCUCCAAGAAACGGAUAGGGAUGAAAACAAGACGAUUGCUCUUGGCACAUCCAAGUUAAACUAUUUGGAUCCACGCAUCUCUGUGGCUUGGUGUAAAAAAUUCGGCGUCCCGAUAGAGAAGAUUUUCAAUAAGACACAGCGUGACAAAUUCCGAUGGGCAAUCGAUAUGGCUGACGAGAACUACGUGUUUUAAAAAGCUCGAAUGCAAUCGAUGUCAUCGUGUGGCGGAUGUUUCCCUCCCCGUUGCCUCGUAUGUUGUCUGUCGAGAUAAAGACAUCGAUCAUACGCCAUUGUUUUCGUACUACCCUUCCCUGCAUUAGGUUGUAUCACAACCUACAGAAUCGGGUCCGAUACAAUGGAUCGAUGGAUGGGCGGAAUAUUACUUCCAUAGAAAUUUGGGGACGCAUCGGAUUCGUGGCAAACGUUCACUCACUCGUCAUGAAUCGCAAAUGAUUGCAAAUCCAGUUGCAAUUUAAUACUAUUCAUAUUUUUAUUUGUUAAGAUUUGAAUGUAACAACCGUUGGGAGGGAUUGUUCUACAUGCCCGUAUCGUAGAGUUCUCUUCAUGUUUAUAGAUCGUUCAGAGGAUUGUGGGGCGGAUUAUCUUUUAUGUUAAGAUAUAACUUGUCACUGGGGAAAAGAGCGUGACGACCAUUACUAUAUCCAAAUUUGCUAGCGUAAAACAUAAACAUAUGUUUGAGUAACUAAACAAAAAAUGAAGAAAACAAACAAACGUACCCAAAUGUGGUAACCUGAUACGGACUAGUUUCCUAAUUUGCGCAUACAUCGUGGCAAACGAUGCAUGCAACUAGAACAAACUUUGGGAGGUCAAACCUAGCCUUAGUCGUAUAUUUGAAAUUUUUGUGAAAUUCAGUGCGACAGUGCUUGGUAAACGUAAAGUGAAUGCCGUGUAAAAAGUUACAUUGAUAAGAGUGAAAUAUUAUGAGAGAGAUAAGGAAAGAAGGAAUAAUGGAGAGAACUAGGGAAAGAACGAGCGAAAAAGUUUAAUUUAUUUUAGUAAAAUUCCAUCAAUCAAACUGCUCGACUAUCUCUCUGUAAAAGCAUAUGAAAAGUUUUUUUUUGUUAGUAUUGUAAACAUCAAAUCAUUCGGUUCGACAAACAUCGGAGUGUUGAUAGUUGGAUUUUAAUUUGUUUUCGUGCUUUUUCUCCGAUUCUUUUCCUACCAAUAGCGGAUACGGACCUAAGGUAGCCAUUUAUGUUUCGGAACUGGUUUUGAUUUUAGUAAAACAUAAAGCAGUUAGAUAAAUUAACAUAAACGGUACAAUCGAUACGCGGUGCAGUAAAAGAUGCCGCUGCGAAAGAUGAGUGAAUGUUUAGUUAGAGUUAAACGUUUGUUUAGGCGCGUUUCAUGUCUUUCCGUACAUGGAUUUGGUAUUGGUGGGAAACAAGAGGGCACCACCUUAUGUUCUCUCGGUGAAAUUCAACAAAACGCCCGUGUGUUUGUGUUUUUUUUAAAAGAGAGAUAAAUCACCUUAUCUCUAGUAAUACUUGAAAUGCAAUAAGUUCGGUAUGUGGCACGCAUUCUCUUCCGGCAGAUAAACGCAUCAGUGCAUGUGUGUGCACUUGCAAAACGUACACCACACUCUGAUACGUUUGCAAAAUCUGCACAAUCAUUUUAUUUUAAGCUGUAGUAUUUUAGGCGUAGAUACUGUUUUGGUUUGUAACACGAUGAUAAUAGGGAGUGCACUCAAAAAGCAAAAGAAUUCAAUGUAAAAUACUUUGAUAGGAUAAAGAUGACUCAAAAUAUAUAUUAAAACACAAACACAACCACGCAUCAUACUGAUGGACCGCAUAUGAUUUGACGAGAACGAACGAACGCGAUCGGAUGGAAGGGAGAUGCUAGUUUUUAAGUAAAACACAGUGCCCACAGUGGAGGAACACGUUGGAGGAGGAGGAGGAGGAGGAGGAGGAGGAGGAGGAGGAGGAGGAGGCAUUAUCUUAGCAUUGAACACGACUGCCUAACACGUCGAAGACUACAGAGCGAACGCAUCAUCGGAAUGUAUUGCAGCAAAAAGGCCGAUGUUUUUGUGUUACAUAGUUAUGAAACAAACAUUUGUCGCAUGCAUUCUCAGUGUCACUGUUUCGAUAAACCAUGCUCUUCAUGCAUCCAUUUUUCCAACCCCCCCUCAACUAACCACACCCACACAUAACCAUCUUACUGAAUAAGGGAAUAGUGCGUGACACGAGAGUUAGCUUGUAAUAAGCGCGAGACGGAACGUUUUGCUGCAAAAAAAGAAAAACAACAACAAGUGAUAAAGGGCGGUCGGGGCUGCGCUGCCGAUUAGAUCUUCUUGAAUUAUUCCCCUCACAGUCCCACAUCAUAUCCACCAACAUUUAAAACAGUUUUGUUUGCAAUAUUUUUUUUUUAAUUUUUAAAAUGCUUUACUGUGAAUGCGUACCGAUCGAAUGCAUGGAUCGAACGCAUGGAAUCAGCGGAAUACAGCUAUAGAGAUAGAGUAGAAGAAAUAAUAUGCAAUUACUAGACUUCAAUUCAGGUACGAUCAUAAUCGUGCGAGAAACUGAGUGAUGAUGAUGAUGUGCUGCCGUAAAGUACAUUGGAAGAGGAGGAACAAAACAAAUCUACCACCACCCCAUACAUUUUAUGGCGAAAGUACCGCCGAAAUAGGAGAAAUAAGGAAGAUGAGGAAAAAUGGCACAUAGUUAUGAACAAGGUGUUAUAGUGAAAACGAAUGGAAAGGAUACAACUCUUGACGGGAUUUACGACGAAUGGUGGGAAAUCAGUGAGCGGCACAAAGCGCGAACCUUACGUGCACGUGCAAAGACAACGGGAUACUGUAACAGUAACAGAUGGGUAAGAAAAUGUAUAACAACAAAACAAAAACAAAAAAAUACAUAGAAACAUAUUGAGGAGAGAGAAGCGCGAAGGGCUGAUGAAUGAUAAUUUGAAGCAGAUAAUACAUGAUUUAAAUAAAUAACAAUUAAGUGAAAAUGAA
Molecule: messenger RNA, 9438 nt
Organism: Anopheles funestus (African malaria mosquito)
Lineage: Eukaryota; Metazoa; Arthropoda; Insecta; Diptera; Culicidae
Exons: 13
Coding region: 544-6657 (2037 amino acids)
Biological process (GO): chromosome segregation; DNA replication; DNA topological change
Cellular component (GO): chromosome; nucleolus
Molecular function (GO): DNA topoisomerase type I (single strand cut, ATP-independent) activity; DNA binding
Source: RefSeq, a predicted model, not a curated record